AUGCUUAAUUAUUAUUUCCAUGAAGUCCCAUGUCCUAGAGGCCACAAUCAUAACAGAGAGGCAAUCUUUCGUUUUGACUUGAAGGCCUGUACGCAAAGCUCAGCUGUUACCAUAAGGCAUCCGGUAAAUUUCUUGCCCUUAUCUUUACUCAGAACUGCUGUCAACCACCCAAUGCUGGUGGAGUUGAAGAAUGGUGAGACAUACAACGGGCAUUUGGUCAGUUGUGACAACUGGAUGAAUAUCAACCUACGAGAGGUUAUCUGCACAUCCCGGGAUGGUGAUCGAUUUUGGCGAAUGCCCGAGUGUUACAUUCGAGGAAGUACAAUUAAGUAUCUUCGCAUCCCUGAUGAGGUCAUCGAUAUGGUGAAAGAAGAGGUCAUACUGAAGAGCAAAGGUCGUGGUGACAUGAAAGGGCGUGGUGGUCCACAGCGAGGUCGUGGUGGACGAGGUAAGUUCUCAGUGUGUCACUGUGUUGUUGAUCGUCGUUAAGUUAUAAUGCAAUCA
Molecule: messenger RNA, 504 nt
Organism: Octopus bimaculoides (California two-spot octopus)
Lineage: Eukaryota; Metazoa; Mollusca; Cephalopoda; Octopoda; Octopodidae
Product: U6 snRNA-associated Sm-like protein LSm4
Biological process (GO): nuclear-transcribed mRNA catabolic process; mRNA splicing, via spliceosome
Molecular function (GO): RNA binding
Source: RefSeq, a predicted model, not a curated record